Molecule: messenger RNA, 2332 nt
Organism: Branchiostoma belcheri (Belcher's lancelet)
Lineage: Eukaryota; Metazoa; Chordata; Leptocardii; Amphioxiformes; Branchiostomatidae
Product: THO complex subunit 1-like
Exons: 16
Coding region: 6-1739 (577 amino acids)
Biological process (GO): regulation of DNA-templated transcription elongation; mRNA export from nucleus; signal transduction
Cellular component (GO): THO complex part of transcription export complex
Molecular function (GO): protein binding
Source: RefSeq, a predicted model, not a curated record
CAGGUAUGUGUCUUGGAAUGAUACCAUUCCUCAUGCUGGAUGACGUCUUCUCCUCUGUGACCCUUGACGUGUGUGAGACGGUCUUCCAGUUUGUGGAGGAUGGAGUCUCAACAUGGAAAAAGGAACCUUAUUACACAGGGGGAAAGAACUAUUUGCUCAGAAUGUGUAAUGAUCUGCUGCGCCGACUGUCUAGGUCACAGAAUACAGUGUUCUGUGGUCGCAUCCAACUCUUCCUGGCACGACUUUUUCCACUGGAAGAAAAAUCAGGCCUGAACCUGCAAAGCCACUUUAACCUGGAGAACGUGACCUCGUAUAACCUGAAGGGAGAUGACAGCACCAUGAGGUCAGAGGACAGGGACCGGGAUGAGAGUAUGGAGAUGGAGGAGGGAGAGAUGUCUGAUUCUCACAGCAGGUCAGACAACACACAUCCUCCGGGCUUUACACCUAUUGACUACAACCUGUACAGAAAGUUCUGGUCCAUCCAGGACUUCUUUCGUAACCCUAACCAGUGUUACAAGAAGGACCUAUGGAAGAGCUUUGCCAGCAACUCAGAUGAAGUUCUGAAGUGUUUUGAGAGUCACAAGCUGGACGAUGUUCAGGCUUCCAAGAAGAAAAAGGAAAUGCUUGCAGGGGAUCGUGGCAAUGUGUACUUUGCUAAGUACCUGACCAGUGAAAAGCUUCUCGAUCUCCAGCUUGCUGACAGUAACUUCAGGAGAUAUGUGCUGGUACAGUUUCUCAUCCUGUUCCAGUACCUCAAUGCACAGGUCAAGUUCAAAGCACCCAAUCUGGUAGUAUCUGAUGAGCAGGCACUCUGGAUAAAGAAUGCUACAGACAUGAUUUACAAGCUGCUGCGAGAGACGCCUCCUGAGGGAGACCAGUUUGCUAAGAUGGUGCAGCACACCCUGGAGCGGGAGGAGAACUGGAUCACCUGGAAGAACAAAGGAUGUCCUACUUAUGACAGGGAGAGGCCAAAGACAGAGACCCCACUAAAGAAGUCCCGUAAGAGAGCGAUGGGUGAGGACAUCAAAGAAGCCGAGGACAGUAAGAGGGUGAACAUGGGCAGUUCAGAGUUAACCAGGCUGUGGAACCUGUGUCCUGAUAACAUGGAGGCAUGCAGUAAUGCUGAAAGAGAGUUCCUUCCUACCCUGGAGGAGUUUUUUGAGGAGGCCAUUGAGCAGUCUGAUCCUGAGGCUAUGGUGGAGGAUGAGUACAAAGUUGUCAACAAUCCAAACUUUGGUUUUAGAGCACUAAGACUCCUGGCAUGUCGCAGUCCCCACUUCUUCCAGCCCACCAACAACCAGUUCAAGACCCUUCCCUCAUACCUGGAGAACAUCCUCAGCAAGCUGGCUAAAGAACUACCGUCCCCGUCAGAAGAGCUGAAGACAGACACAGACAUGGCUGAGAAUGAAGAGCUGUUGGAUGAGAAGAAACCAGACAGUCCUCAAGGCCCCCCACCUUUAACACAGGAGCACAUUGAUAUUUUAGCAGAGAAGCUCGGUGCUGACUGGAAAAAGUUGGCCCCACAUUUAGACUUCAAGGGAGCUGAGAUCACAGCCAUAGAAGGAGACAGUAAUGAGAUGAACACGCAGGCGACCCAGCUACUGGUGACGUGGCAGGACAGGGAGGGGCCGCGCGCCACGGUCGACAUCGUCAUGUCAGCUCUGGAGAACGCCGGCAUGCAGGACAUAUCUGAUGUAGUGUUUGGGGAGGGGGAAGAGGCUGCAUCAUCGCCUGUAUAGGCCUAAAAUAGCUUCACAACUUUGUCAGAUUUCAGUCAUCUCUUUGUUGUGUUAAUGAACACUUUGGGUUUCUACUACAUACGUCUUGCUAUUGUCUUCUGGCAAACUUGAUACAUGUACAAGGAAAUAUGUACAUGUAUCUUCAGAAUUUUGCCAUCUGAUUCUUGUAUUUUUGCUGUAACAUCUUGUUUGAUACUUGCAUACAUGACAGUCUAGAAGUACAAGGUAGCUUACCCUUGUUACAAGGGCCUCAAAUUUCCCUCUGAUAAUAACAAUAUGGAAAAGACAUUAGAAUGGAUGGGUCACACUAUGUUAGUUGUUAUUGUUUGAAUAAAACUGCAAGAUGCUGUUGAUUCAUCCAGUAAGAUUUUCUUUGAUUCCUUCUCAGGCAUCUCAGUUCAAUUUGCUAUACAAACAUGAGCAGUUUUGGUUUUGUCUACCAUACAACAUGCAACAUUUUUAUAUACAAUCAUCUAGUACUGAGUAAAGCCUACUGUGGUCCUGUGCUGUUGUGAGUAGCUGUAUAGUUGAUGACGUAUCAUUGUUUCAGCCCUCCUCGUCAAGUUGAAAUAAAAUGUGUACUUGGAUUUUUU